AAAUACCCUAACCCCUCUUCUCCCCCCCUCUCUCUCUCUCUCUCUCUCUCCCUCCAAACCAGACGCCUCGCUCGCUCCCCCACACCACCCAAAAAAAAUGGCGGACGUAGUCCAGUACCGCCUCGAGCGCAUGGUCCAGGAGCUCGACGACCUAGAGAGCCGCGGCCUCUUCUCCCGCGCCGAAAUCUCUGAGAUCGUCAAGCAGCGCCGCAAGUUCGAGUACAGGCUCAAGCGCCCCAGCCCUCUCAAACAAGACUACCUCGCCUACAUCGACUACGAGACGCGGCUCGACGAGCUACGGCUGCUGCGGCGCAAGGCGGCAGCGAGGGAGAUGAGGAGGAAGGGAAACAGGAAGCUGAAGAAGUCGGUUUCGGACUUCGCCGGGGUGGCGAGGAUCGUGGAGAUUUAUCGGCUGGCGACGAAUAGGUUUAAGGGGGACGUGGAGCUUUGGUUGAGGUAUCUGGAGUAUUGUAGGGAGCGGAGGAAUGGACGUAUGAAGAAGGUCCUUGCUGACGUGAUUAGAUUUCAUCCAAAAGUACCAGGGAUCUGGAUAUAUGCUGCAGCUUGGGAGUUUGACCAAAACUUAAAUGCCGCAGCUGCCCGUGCUCUUAUGCAAAGUGGUUUGAGAGCUUGCCCAACUUCAGAGGAUCUCUGGGUGGAGUAUCUACGUAUGGAACUCACGUACCUCAAUAAGCUAAAGGCGAGGAAGGUUAUUCUUGGAGAAGACAGUGGAACACUCAGUCGUGAUCAUCGCGAUACUGAUGAGAAACAAUGGAGAGAUGAAAACAAAGAAUUAUUUAUGACGCUUGAGGAAAAAAGAGAGAACAACGAGGAGGCAUCAGAUGUCCAAGAUGGGGAAUCCGAGAAAUUAGAUUUAUUCCGGGAGCAUGGUUUGAGUAUUCUUCAAACUGUUUAUAGUGGUGCAGUUGAAGCUCUCCCUUCUAAUUUCAACCUUAGAACACGGUUCAUUGAGAUAUUGGAAGCAACAAACUUGGAUCAUUCAGAAGAGAUGCGAAAAGAGAUACUGGAUGAGAUGAACAGAGAUUUUUCAAAAGAACCAGAAUACUGGGAGUGGCUUGCAAGGCUUAAUUCCAAAAGGACAGUUGAUAAGGGUGAAGGAAUCAAGCUCUCUUGGUUAGAAAAAGCAAUUCAGAUUUAUGAAGAUGCUAUAAAAGUCCUGCCUUCAGCUACGAUGUUUACCCUCUAUAUAAGGUUUUUGAGGGACAUUAUUGUUGAUAAAAGUGGAGAAGUACAAAUUUCUGGGCUCUUCAGCGCUUCUGAUUCUACCGUAGAUCCUAUUUCUCAUGCUUUGAUGGUAUAUGAAAGGGCAGAGAGCAUGGGUUGCAUUACCGAAGAUCUCGCUUGCCAACAUAUUUCCUUUUAUAUAGAACUUGGGAGAUUGGAGGAAGCUAGGAAGUUGGCAGAAACGCUUUGCAGUGGAAAACUUGCAGAUUCAGUGGAUUUGUGGGUACUGAGGUUCUCAAUAGAAAUGAGAUGUGUCCCCAACAAAUCUGGCCUUCCAAGUAAAUCGGAUAUACUAUCUGUCUACAAACUCCUAAAACCAGUUCUCACGAGGACCGCUGUUUCAAAAGCUGAGAGCUUGUGGAUUUUGGCUUUAAAGUUCUUCUCAAAUCAAAGACAUUAUUGUGACAAGUUGGUGGAGCUUUCCCUGGUUUCAUUGGCUAAAGAUGGUGGCAGUGAUGAUGGAUUUUCCCUCUCUUCUGCUAUUGUAAACGUUGUUCUUCAGAAGGGUGGAAUUAAGAGCGCAAGGGAUAUGUAUAAAAGGUUUCUUGCUUUACCCCAUCCAGGUCGUGCAAUAUAUAAAAGUUGCAUUGAUUUGGAAUCGAACCUUGCAUCUGCAGGCGAUAGAGAUGGUCUUGUAGAAGCCAGAAAAUUAUACGAAUCUGCUCUUGCAACUUACGACCAAGAUGUGAGCUUGUGGCAAAGCUAUUACUCUUUGGAGAUUAAGAUGGGUACAUCAGAAACAGCUAACGCUGUCUGUUGGCGUGCACGGAAGUCGCUUAAAGACAACGUCUCCCUGCUCUCUUCUCCAUAUUUGUGAUGGAUACACGUGUACCGAUCUCUUCCAAUUUUGACUUGACUAAUUUAAGUUUUCUUUUUUGCUGUCCAGAGCAGUAUAAUGUGUUAAUUUAUCUUUUCUGUCUGUGUAUCCAUUUUUUUUAAUGGAACUUUUUGUGUAUCUUUUUUCUGAUGGUGGUUGUCUGUGCAUUUGAGUUGCCUCCCAA
This is a messenger RNA of Rhododendron vialii, 2246 nucleotides long. RefSeq lists its product as uncharacterized. Bases 98 to 2062 code for a protein of 654 amino acids. Gene Ontology annotation, biological process: maturation of SSU-rRNA from tricistronic rRNA transcript (SSU-rRNA, 5.8S rRNA, LSU-rRNA). NCBI's taxonomy places the organism in Eukaryota, Viridiplantae, Streptophyta, Magnoliopsida, Ericales, Ericaceae. The transcript has 6 exons. Gene Ontology annotation, molecular function: snoRNA binding; protein binding. Gene Ontology annotation, cellular component: Pwp2p-containing subcomplex of 90S preribosome; small-subunit processome. The record is from RefSeq and is a predicted model, not a curated record.